Messenger RNA from Rhizoctonia solani, 225 nucleotides. RefSeq lists its product as uncharacterized. Bases 1 to 225 code for a protein of 74 amino acids. The record is from RefSeq and is a predicted model, not a curated record. The transcript is spliced from 5 exons. Gene Ontology annotation, cellular component: cytoplasm. Lineage: Eukaryota; Fungi; Basidiomycota; Agaricomycetes; Cantharellales; Ceratobasidiaceae.
AUGUUUGGACUCGGCAGUUUGUUCCGUUUGGGUGUCGAGGCUGCAUUGCUGUCUGCUUUCUUGGCUGGUGUCCAGAGAUCCACUGGUAUAACUCCUAAUCUCAACAGAAUCAAGAACAAGGAUAUAAGGAACGUCUUGAAACAAUACUUGGAGUUUGGAGAAUAUACGUUUGACUUUGCUGUCGUCUUCUUUGGGCGCUCCGAAUACUUCGAGAGGAAGCGAUGA